CUAUAUAUCUUGUACUGAGGCCAGAAUGAUUGGCAAAAGAAUAUGCAGUAAAUAGUUGCACGCCACAUACUCACUUCUCUCGAGCUCAGUGCUUUAUCUCUGUGUGCAAUUCUCUGGUCUACCAGAGCGAGGCGCUGUUGUACAAGGGGAUGCACAAUUUCUAUUUGGUUGCGGGAAAUAUGUUUUAUUUUCUAAAUUAAGAAAUGACCGAAAACUUUUAAUGUAUCCCGUGUUUCAGACUGUAUCGGCAGACACUUUCAGCUGAGGAUGCCUUCACCGACAGAGCCGACGAUCACAUGUUUGAUCGGGAUGGUGUUAUGUCAUUUUUCCGACUGCUUUACAAACUAGCAGGUAAACUUGAAAAAAUAAGCCGUGGCAGAAAGCUUCACCUUUAUCACGACAUUUGACCGACAAGACUCGAAAGCUUAUUUUCUGACCACUUUGAUCCGUGUUAAUUCGCUUAUGUGCUGUUUUUGCUUUUCGAUGUUUUAUUUGCUCUGUUCGGAUAAGUUGGAUUGGAUUAAAAAGCCAAAGGACCUUGUCGAGUUGGUGGCUUUGCAUUGUAAAUAGUGCUGAAUAUACCUAACUUGUGGACUGAAUACGAGAAAUCUCUUUUAAUGCACAGAAAUAACUGUAUUUGCUUCAUGUUUACGCCGACGAAAUCAACCUGAGGAGUUUAUACUAAGUUUGUGUGCGAUCCGAUAAACCAGCUGUGGCUCGAGCUCACAGCUGUUCUUUAAAUUAGUGUAGAAAGCUGACUCUAUUUCGUUUAGAAAAUUCAACAAAAUGCGAUAGACACGGGAAAGCAGUCCACUCAGUUAAAUUGGAUCGGGUAUUUUGGCGUGAGGCCUGCUGGUCGGGCUUUUGCCGGGUGAGAUUUGGGAGUAAGGCCGCGUCAGGUCGCGUUCAGGCCGGCCGUGAGUGACGCGCAGUCCCGGCGCCAGAGGACGAGCUAUGGAGAGGAUGGAGGUGGACCAGUGCGCAGGCGCAGGAGGAGCCCUCCGAAGGUCCAACAGCGCCCCCAUGAUCACGAACGUCAGUGAUGGGACAACAGUAUUCAGCUCUAAUAGUUCGGCUCGGUAUCGUCGGAGCAGCGUUUCUGUGAACCCGAGCUGUCCCUCACGGACCCUUCCUCUGUCCCCGUUCUCACUGUCUUGUGAGAGAUCCGAACAAAAGAGACAGAUUGAGAAUAUGGAGCUCACUUUGAGAGGAAGUUUACAGAGACUUAGUGCCUCGCCUGCUGUUCCCUUCCCUCCUGCGAGUCACUGGCAUGACCAUCUGUCUCCAGGAUUCCAUUCCCAGGACAGCGGUGUCACUCCUAAUUCCUCACCCAGUCCAACUCGAAGGUUUCGAGGAGGAUCUGUGAGCUCUGGAGUGAGAUGGCCAUCAGUUGCACCUUUGAAAAGGAAAGGUGGAGUGGAAUCGGACGGUCCGCCCAAAAAGCUCUUUGUCGCUGGAGUCACAGACCCUGCUCACAUAACCAGUUACACAGUCAGUGUUUCCCAGUCAGUGGACUCUUCCUCUGGGACUGCUCCUGUCGGUUCAAACACCCAGGCCACCCCCCUGUCUCUCUCCCCUCCGCCCCCCUUCACCUCUCACCACCCCAGCAUCUGAACCCCAGUAUUCAUCACAACAUCACCUUGUAGAGCUUCGGAUUCAGGGUGUUGUAAAAUGAAGACCAAACUUCGACCUGAUCUCUGUUCUGUCCCUUUUUAUUUUCCUGCUUUUAAUUUGGUGCUUUGAAUAGAGUAUUUCAGCUCAAUCACUUCUGAAGGAAAUUCAAACUAGUUGUUACUUUGAUUUCAAGAUGCAAUAUAAGAAGACAGACUCUUCUGGAUGUAUCUGACAUGACAACAUGGAUGCUGCAGGCUAUCAUGUAAUUUGUGAAUAAUUAUGGAACUUCGGUGCCUACAGAAUAGUUUGCUGUAUAUAUGAAAUAGUAUCUGCAAUAACACGUUUGCAAUGAAAGUGUUCAGGUUAUUGAAACCUGGAGAAUAUUGACACAAAGACCCUUUCCUUAGUGUACAGACUCGAGACCAGAAAGACCAGUUUUGCUCCUUUUUGUUUUCCUCAAGUUGUGGCAAAACAUUUUUGUAUUUUGGUACAUCUUCAGCUUCCAUUAACAGGGUCCAACGGUCUGUUAAAACGUCCAGAAUGGAUAGAAAAAAGGACUAAGGAUAGAAAGUAUUAAAAUCAGUUGGCCAUAGAUGUCAACGUUUUGUAUAAAUGUGUAUAAAUAUGUGAAUAAUCGAAUAUUAUUUUGGUAGAUAUUAAUCUUGUGUUUCUCUCUUGCGUUUAUCCGAGGGGUCUGAUGUCUGUAAAUAUGUUUAUUUUUCCAUAUAGCUUUUAGCUUGGACUGAACUUUUUGAGUUUGAAAAAUUUUCUUUGAAUCAUUGGAAACGAUACCAGCGCAUUCAGGCAACUCCCAUACUUUGAUUCGCUUAUUGCUUACUUAAAGAAAUAGUUCACCUAAAAAUUCAUAUUUGCUUACAAUUUACUCACCCUCAGGCCAUCCAGUAUAGAUGAGUUUUGUUCUUCAUCAGAAGUUACAUUAAGUUACAUGGGAGAAGUCGCAUUACAUCACUUGCUCACCAAUGGAUCCUCUGCAGUGAAUGGGUGCCGUCAGAAUGAGAGUCCAAAUACCUGAUAAAAACAUCACAAUAAUCCAGAAGUGAUGGUAUAAAGAUGGAAUUGUUUCUUACAAACAAGCAGCUUUUGGCUUCCAAAUUUCUUUUAUUGAUGAACUGGAGUUGUGUGGAUUACUUUUGGAUUAUUGUAAUGUUUUUAUCAGCUGUUUGGACUCUCAUUCUGACGGCACCCAUUCACUGCAGAGGAUCCAUUGGUGAGCAAGUGAUUUAAUGCUAAACUUCUCCAAAUCGGUUCCGAUGAAGAAACAAACUCUUCUACAUGUUGGAUGGCCUGAGAGUGAGAAAAAAUGAUCAGCAAAUCUUAAUUUUUGGUUGAACUAUUCCUUUAAAACAUGUACUGUAAAGACUAAUGUCUCACCUCUUGUCUACAAUCUGUUGUUGGAGUAUACGCUAAGCACUUUCAGUUAAAAGUCCACAUCGAAAACUGACCUAGACCCUUAGAAUGUAUCCUGUCUGAGGCAAAAUCAUUAGUUGAACUGUUUUUCCCUCCUAAACAAGACUUUUACGUUGUGAAUUAUGUACAGAAAUUGAGGACUUAAGAUACUUGCAAGGGAUGAGCUGUUGCAUUACAAAACACGAUAAACCGUUUCUACAUUGAUACAAUCACGGUUUCAGUGGAUAUCAUACUCUUCCUCUUGUACUAUUUGCACAGUGUUAGAUAUCAAUGUUGCUGUUACAUGAGUGGGAUCAUAUUUACUUUUUAUUGUAAUGGGUCUUGUUUUGUAAUGUUUUAAUUGUUUGAAUCCUUUCACUUGGGAAAUAUUUUCAGAUCUUUUAAGUCGAUCUGAUUUUUGUGUAAAAGCAGCAGUUCUGGAUUGUGGCUUUAAUUGUGGUGUUUGAGCUGGAUGGAUUUUAUUAAGAAAAUGCAUCAUCCAAAAAGUGACAUGCUGCAGUUAAUUAAACUGGAAGCCCUUCUAAAGCAAAUUUACCAAGAUAAUUCACUGCAUUAUGCAAAUGAUGUUGAUUGUGGCGCAUGUUACAUUGUUAUUUAUGAAUGUGUAAAGGCUCUGGUAGCAGUAUGUACUUCAUUGUCACAAUUAUUGAUUCCCAAAGUCUUUAUUGUAAUGGACACCGGCAGCUUGUCGGUCUCUAAAGUUGCACAUCGGACAUUUGAAGCCGUUCCUCUGUUUCCAUAUUCAUAUAUCUGGAGGAAUACAGCUCAUUCUUUGAUAUAAUGUCAUUGCCUUUUACUUUUACUCAUUUAGUGUUUAAUUCAGUGAUAAUGCCUUACAGGUUUUGGAGUCUUGAAGUUUUAAUUCCAAAGUUACUUGCACUGUCAUUUGCAAUUUCCAGUUGUUGGGGUCCUUGAGAUUUCAAAGUUUGAUACCAAUGUUUAUGGGUCUUUAAAAGUGAUUACAAAUGUGCAAUAUGCAUUAAAGUUGCUGGAAUUAGUAUGUCAAGUUUAUCGGGAUAAUCAGUUCCAGGUAUUUAUCAAGAACCUGAAUGGGAGGCUUGACAGCUGUUUGUUCUGAAUCAUUUGUAUAAUCUAGAAUAAGUACCAUGUCAUUUAUUUUUCAGUUUUUUGCCAUACACAUACUAUGACAGGUUCUGUUGUAUCAGUGUCAGAGAGAGAAUCGUGAUUUGUCCUUUCUUUGUUCUCCUUAAAUGAUUGAGUGGUGUUGUGAAGAAACUAAAUGGAUUGUGACUGCACGAAAAACAUUGUAAAGAAAUGCCAAAGCCAAUAGAUUUUGCCUAUCAGUUGUUCAAGCUGUAAAUAUAUUCUGGAAGCCAGAAAAAUUAAGUGAAAGAUGGAUAUUUUUUUGACAUAUUGGUAGCAAAAGUACAUUUAUUCCCUCUCAGUCGCCCAAGAUGAAUGUCCAAUUAUCAGAGAAGAAAUAUCAUUUACCAUAAAAUGUAUAUUAUACCAUAUAUUCUUAUGAAAAAGAUCAUAAUAAAAACUCAUUUUAUUGA
This is a messenger RNA of Onychostoma macrolepis, 4559 nucleotides long. Its product is annotated as PPP2R1A-PPP2R2A-interacting phosphatase regulator 1. Gene Ontology annotation, molecular function: protein serine/threonine phosphatase inhibitor activity. NCBI's taxonomy places the organism in Eukaryota, Metazoa, Chordata, Actinopteri, Cypriniformes, Cyprinidae. The record is from RefSeq and is a predicted model, not a curated record. The coding region runs from base 955 to 1614 and encodes 219 amino acids. The transcript is spliced from 9 exons.